GGUCAGCCUGCGGCUGUUCUCGGCUUCGCCACGAGGGUCAAUUCCUAUCGGCCAUCGGCGACUGGCGGGUUCCCUCGAUGGCGGGGUCGGGGGACUCGCCCCAUGUGAGCUCUGGACCUGCUUUUUAGGUGCAUGCGACCGUUCGGUAUCCCUGGGGUCUGUGGAGGAGACCUUCCUGUUUGGGGGUUCUUAACGGAACAACUCCAUCGCCAAGUAAAUUCCAGGCUGUUUUCUGGACCGAAAUUCAAAGUUUGAUCCGGGACUAGAACACUCACUCAUCGUUCAUUCACGACUCGUGAAUUCCGCGGAUCCAAGCAACACACUCACCUUAAGCCGACUGCGAUCAGCUCACAUCCAGAACCGCAAACAGCAUGUCGGCGCAAGAACUAUCGAUGGACCUCCCGGUCAUCGACCUGGACAUCUUCCGCGGUCAACCCCGCGACUCGCCUGCGGUGCAGGCCGAGUGCGUCAAGGCCGCCGACGCCCUCAUCGCGUACGGCGCGCUAGUGCUACACGACUCGCGCGUGUCGGAGCAAGACAACGACACCUUCCUGGACCUGCUCGAGGACUACUUUGCGCAGCCCGAGGCCGACCUCCGAAAGGACGAGCGGCCCGAGCUAGCGUACCAGAUCGGCGUGACGCUCGAGAACACCGAGAAGCCCAAGUGCGCCGUCGAUGAGCCUUGCCUGCAGGUCAUUGAGCGGCUGGCCCCUUCGGAGCGCCCGCUCGACAUCUCGGCACACUCGCCGGACCCCAAGUGCCGCUUCUUCUGGCGCAUGGUCGAGCCGCCACCGUACAAGACGCAGUUCCCAACCCUAGGCGCGGACAACAUCACUCCCGAUGCGCCGCACAUCAGGGAGCGCUGGGGGCCGGCUAUGAAUCAGUGGGGGACAUCAAUGAAGAAUGCUGUUGAAGGCCUCACCCAGAUGGCUGCCGUUGGCUUGGGUCUCGAGGCAGAUACAUUCAAAGAUGCGGGCCGAUACGGCUCCCACCUCCUCGCGCCGACCGCAUCCGACCUCGCCAAGUACGGGCAAGAGGGCACGAUCCUGGCGGGCUUCCACACGGACCUCAACUUCCUCACCAUCCACGGCCGGUCGCGGUACCCGGGCCUGCACAUCUGGGCGCGCAACACGGGCAAGCGCAUCCCCGUCAAGAUCCCGCCGGGCAACUACCUGCUCGUGCAGGCCGGCAAGCAGCUCGAGCACGCCACGGGCGGGCUCGUCAAGGCCGGCUACCACGAGGUCGUCGUCAACGACCGGACCGUGCGCGUCAUCGAGGACCGCCGCGCCCGCCUGCCCGAGCGGCCCCUCGUCCGCAUCUCGUCCACCUUCUUCUGGCACCUGUCGUCCGACCACGACCUGGCCCCCAUCCCGGCGCUGGCCGAGAAGGCGAGGGCCGUCAGGGCCCAGCAGUUCAACCUAGGCAAGGACGAGGGGGAGGAGGUUCAGUAUCCGCCCAUGAAGGUGGGCGAGCAGGUGCAGAGUGAGCUCAAGCACAUUGCCCUGAUGGCAACAAGCUGAAGGGGUUGAAGUUCGUGGUGUCUCAGUCCCUCGUUGCACAGCAUCAGUGCCGCGUCAAGGUGGGCUUGUACUGUUGGGCCCAAUCAGAGAGAGAGUUGAUGGGUGUAGCUGAGAUAUAUGACGGUAAUAGUGUGUCUGACUGUGGCUGGAAUAUGUACCUAGCGAUAGCAGUGUGUGUUGUAUCGAUAGAAGAACUAGAUGCCCCUUGAAUUUCAAAGAUGUUAAACCAA
Molecule: messenger RNA, 1750 nt
Organism: Chaetomium fimeti
Lineage: Eukaryota; Fungi; Ascomycota; Sordariomycetes; Sordariales; Chaetomiaceae
Exons: 4
Coding region: 372-1520 (382 amino acids)
Molecular function (GO): 2-oxoglutarate-dependent dioxygenase activity
Source: RefSeq, a predicted model, not a curated record